Molecule: messenger RNA, 1230 nt
Organism: Carassius gibelio (silver crucian carp)
Lineage: Eukaryota; Metazoa; Chordata; Actinopteri; Cypriniformes; Cyprinidae
Product: DNA-directed RNA polymerase III subunit RPC8
Exons: 7
Coding region: 104-889 (261 amino acids)
Biological process (GO): DNA-templated transcription; transcription initiation at RNA polymerase III promoter
Cellular component (GO): RNA polymerase III complex
Molecular function (GO): DNA binding; DNA-directed RNA polymerase activity
Source: RefSeq, a predicted model, not a curated record
GUGCCGUAAAGCGCCAGCCGGUGUCGUAAAUCGGCGCAUGUGUGGCUGUUGUCAUGCCGUGCUCUCAAGUCAAAUGACAGAUUUUGGGUUAUUGGUAGUGUAAAUGUAUAAACCGGAGCUGCUGGAUAUCAUCUGUCAUCACAGAAACACAGCCUGCGGAAGCUGUGUGGUUACAGCGUUUAGAGUUCUGUCUCGCUUCUGGUCUGGUUCUGGUCUGGUUCGGGUUCUGGUUCGGGUCUGGUCGAGGAUGUUUGUGCUGGUGGAGAUGGUGGACACGGUCCGGAUUCCUCCGUGGAGUUUCCACCGACAGCUGAACGACGCGAUCUCCGAGGAGCUCAACAAGAAGCUCGCCAACAAGGUGGUGUAUAAUGUGGGUUUGUGUGUGUGUCUGUAUGACAUCACUAAACUGGAGGACUCCUACAUCUUUCCUGGAGAUGGAGCGUCCCACACUAAAGUGCAUUUUCGGUAUGUGGUUUUCCACCCGUUCCUGGACGAGAUUCUGGUGGGAAAGAUCAGAGGCUGCAGUGCUGAAGGUGUUCAUGUGAGCCUCGGAUUCUUCGAUGACAUCAUAAUCCCGCCAGAGUCGCUACAGCAGCCGGCUAAAUUCGAUGAGGCGGAGCAGGUGUGGAUGUGGGAGUACGAGACGGACGAGGGCGCUCACGACCUCUACAUGGACCAGGGCGAGGAGAUCCGCUUCCGGGUGGUGGACGAGGUCUUCAUCGACACGUCGCCCUCGGGUCCCAGCGCAGAGAAGGAAGGGCCGAGCGCAGCCCCCACAGCGCCACCUGCAGGAUUGGAGGACAGCGCGCAGCAGAAAGAAGCUCCCUACACACUCAUCGGAUCUGUAAGUGAACCAGGUCUGGGUCUUCUGUCCUGGUGGAACAGUUAACAGUCUCAUCUGUGUUAUGAAGCAUGAAAAACCAGCUGAAACUUCUCAUAAGACUAAUUUACACACAGAACUGAAGAGCUGUGGACCAAUCAGUGAGCAGCUGGUGCCGGCCAAUAGGAGAUGCUUAAUAAAACAGCCUUUAUAACGAUUUAAACGGGACUAUUGCUGUGUUGUAUUGCUGUGUCCUAUGGAGUAUACUUUAUAGGUAAAUUCUAUAAAAUCUUUUAGCAAAUAAUCUUUUUCUGACACUGAAUGGAAUAUUUUCAUCUGAAACUGUAUAUGUUUUUUUUUCUCCUACUUUUGACAUUUUAAAAUGAAAUAAAUGAAAAGAAUUUAUAUUA